Sapajus apella (tufted capuchin) is the source of this 9143-nucleotide messenger RNA. RefSeq names its product glutamate receptor interacting protein 1 (gene GRIP1). The transcript is spliced from 25 exons. The coding region runs from base 4138 to 7602 and encodes 1154 amino acids. Gene Ontology annotation, molecular function: nuclear glucocorticoid receptor binding. Gene Ontology annotation, biological process: neurotransmitter receptor transport, endosome to postsynaptic membrane. Lineage: Eukaryota; Metazoa; Chordata; Mammalia; Primates; Cebidae. The record is from RefSeq and is a predicted model, not a curated record.
UUAUUUUCUCAGGUGAAUAAAUUUGUCUAGGAAAUUUAAUAUUAUAGUUGAGUGAAUAUUUAGCUGAACUAAUAACUAAUUUGUUAUAAUAGCCUGCUUUCUUUACAUCAAAAUAUAGGGGUGUUGGAAUUUCUUAUAAAGUAAUUAGUGUUUUGAGACUGGCUAGUCAGGAUAAUACUUCAACCAUUGUUCAAAAGCAUUUAUGCCUGCAGGGGCAGGACUGUAUGAUUGAAUUGGGCCCAGGGGAGAGACUGUAGCUAAAUGGAAAGCACAUGUUUAUUUAUGGGUGGCAGCAGCCACCACUCAGCUCUAAUCAAUAGUUGCCAUAUUGGAAUUGGGCUCAAGAUUACCAAAUCUUUUGCUCUUUCAAGAAAAAAAAAAAAAAGUUUGAUUUAUGAAAUCUCCUGACUUUUAGAUGUUUGCCCAGUUUUAAAAAAAACAAGAACAAAACCACAAACAUUCAUGUGAGCCAAACAAAACAUAUUUGUGGGAGAUAAACUGCCAUUCUAUGAACUGCCAUUUGCAACUUGUCAACUGUCACAUCAGUUUAGACUGUAGAGUGCAGUAACUACUAAAUAGCACCUCUCACCAGCGUUUGUGCUAUGGAGUGAAAGGACCAUUCUCUCUACACAAAGAGUGGUACACCUAAUAGCAUGGACUUGAACUACACUACUAAUUUGUUAGUCCUUGGUUGUAUUACAAUAGCUAACUGUUAAGCAACUGUUAAGCAACAAUUAGCUAUUACAAUACAACCAAGAACUGACAAAGAUUUUAGGUUGACCCUUUAUUGCUAAACAUGGAUCAUUUUAGUUUAUAAGAUGGGAUAAGAUUCAGAAGUGUAUGAAUCUGUUCUCACAUUGCUAUAAAUAAAUACCUGAGACUAAGUCAUGUAUAUAAGAAAAAUAGGUUUAAAUUGGCCCAUAGUUCUACAGGCUGUACAGGAAGCGUAGCAGCUUCUGUUUUUGGGGAGGCCUCGGAAAGCUUCCAGUCAUGGUGGAAGGCAAAGAGGGAGUGAGCAUCUCACUUGACCACAGCAGGAGCAAGAGAGAGGGAGAAGGUGCCACACAUUUUUAAAGGGCCACAUCUCAUGAGACCUCACUCACUGUUUCGAGAAUAGUACCAAGGGGAUGGUACUAAACCAUUCAUGGAAAAUCCACCUCCAUGAUCCAGUUACCUCUCACCAGGCCGCACCUCCAGUGCUGGGGAUUACAAUUUGACAUGAGAUUUGGUGUGGACGCAGAUAAAAACCAUAUCAAGAAGUAUGGACCCAGCAAAAUUGAGUAAAAGGAUCUCGUCCACCUCCAUCGCCCCUCAGGCAGCACACCAAGUGUGUAGCCUUCUGUCGUUUAGAUUGUGAUCCAUAUACUCAUGUUUCCCCUCUUUCAUGUCAUCCGUCGCCACACCCUUUCAUUCUUGGUGACCCAAGUGGACCUCUCUUAAAUAACAGCUACCCUAUCUAGCUUCCCAAGCAUGUCUGAUUGUUUUAAUAAGCUUUUACACUUUCUCUUACACCUCUAAAUAUAUGUUUAAACUCUAAACUCCUCCCCAACACCACCAAACCACAUCUCAUAGAAAGAUUGUAUCAUUACAGAUACUGAAAUGUUAACAAUGAAAUCUUUCAGAAAUAAGCAAAUAGAAAGGUGCUUAUGUACAAUUUCUGUUUAUUUCUGAAAACAUAGUAUGUAGAUAAUUUUACUCUGUCUGCAUUAGUUCUUGUGCAAAAAUAGUUGCUUACCACUGCUUGAGAAAGUCAAUCCCUUUAAAUACCAAAAUUAAAAAAUGAAAUUAAACUCUAGUGAAAUGUUUUAAGUUGUUGUAUGCAAAAAGAAUCUUCUUUCUAUUAGAGAGUAAAGCACCAUCUUUUCUAUAAGUUAGUCUUUUUAGAUUUAACUGGGAGCUUAAAACUAUAAAACUUAAUAUGGACUUUAAGAGUUAAAAUUCAAGUAUAGCUGCAUUAAAUUUAUUGCCUGCAUUAUAUCUGGGGGACACAUAUACUUGAAUUCAUCACAUAAACCAAGAUAUAUGUUUGGUCCAUUAAAAUGAAAGUCAACAAUUAUUUUCAAAUUACAUUUUAAGAGCAAAUUUACAUAGAAACGAAAGAACUUGAAUGAAAAUGUAAUGCUUAGGCAAAACAAUUUCUGAAGUGGUAUGAAAAAUACCUGCUACUACUUGCAAUGAUAGUGUAAGCUUUGUGAUCUUGGAGAAAUAAUGUCAUUCACUUCAUUAUUAGGGCUGUUAGGUUAAAUUAAAAGAUUAUAUAUUAUUGUCAUAUGUAGUGUCUAUUCAGGUCUAAAAUCGAUCCUCAAAUUUCUCAUUCAUUAAUUUUUCUAUGUUCUAGUUUUGGUUGAGGGAGUCAGAAUAAUAAAGGAUUUGAAACCUCAGGACAAGUGAUUUUUGUUUGUUUAAAGAUGUUCAUAAAACACUUUAUAGUAUCUUUUUGUCAGCAUCGUUUAGUGUUUCUUUUCACAAACUUACUCCUAAGGCAUACAAAAUGGGAAACCUCUGGGAAUAAAGGAAUUUCACAGAACCAUUGAAAAUAACUACAUAUUUUAGAUGUGAAAUGUUCAUAGCUGAUGAAUAUUUGCCUUUCUAAGUAAACUUCUCCCUGCUCCAUCAUUAUCAAUUUAUAUCUGAAAAUAGGGAACUGUGUAAAGCUAGAAGACAAAUUGCUUGUGAAUCUCACAGAGUGCAAAGUGCAGUCAGUUCCCUCUGGGAUGAUCCUACAAACUUGAUAUUACACAGAUAUUGAACAACCUUUAUGCAGUAAGAAGCCUUUUUAAAAAUUACAUUUCUGGGAACCAAGAUGGCGCUGCAAAUGUCAUUAGUUUCAUAGGUAAUAUGCUGACAUGCUUGAUUAAUUAUAUUGUGAAUAAAUCAGAUUUUCGUGGUGUUAAAAAUUCUUCCCUUAAAGACCUGAAGAAGGAAACUAUAGAGGAAAAAAAAAUUAUUCAUGAUUAAUGCUGAUCUCUCUAGACUUUAGAGUACCUCUCUUGUCUAGUAUAAAGUGUUUCUAAUUGUUGUACUUAAAAUAAUACUUUAAAGCUUGUGAUUUUUAGAGAUAAAGGAUGAACAGCAUAUGAGUAUAUUUUAAAAUUUCUUAUACUGCCGUAUUCACCAAGAAUUGUUUUGUUUGCUGUUUAGCAAAUUAACUUUCCUAUUUUUUUUAAGUAACAAUUGAGCUAGUUUUCUAUUUGAGUUCAGUGGAAGUUGAGUUGGAUUAUUUGUAUUUCUUUUCUCUUAAACCAUGCAGUGUUCUUUAUUUGCUGAUUAUGGUAUGCUUUUACUAAGCCUAUGAGAAGCUUCUCUGCGAAGUGCAUUUUAAUAUUUAGAUCAAACAGUGAUUGGAAUACAUUAAUGCCCAGUGGGUAAACGUGUCAUUUGAAAGCAGCUGCUGAGCCUUCUCCCUGCUGCUCCAAUUAACACAUACAGCACACUCCUGUCAGCAAGAAGGCUGUGCAUAUGGAUGAAACCACUUUGCUGCUUAUUAAUAUGAUAUGCAAGAGAGCACAGAGGGUUAAUCGGUCUGCCCAUUGCAAAACAAUAGCCUUUCAAGAGGUUUCCGAAGCACAUGUUUUGAGAUUAUGUGGGCUAGGAUUAGGGUGUGAGAUUAGCAGGUAAGAAAGUCAGUUCAGUCUCUAACUUUGGUUCAGUCCAUUGACUAAUGUGUUUCCCCGCCCCUCUCUUCUCCUAUACCCCCGCCCCUAUGAUGGGAUGAUGGAGAUAUUGGAUAGUGAAAUUCUAGUGCUGGGACUCCUCUUUCCUCAGCUGAAUCUCUUGAACUUUGUUUUGUUUUGUUUGGAAGCUAUUUAAAGUCCAAAGCUUUGCUGUUCGUUUUUUCCUCUUAGUUUUUCAUUACGAUUUUUACUUUCUCUUUUCCUCUUUUUUAAAAAAAUUGCAGAUUUGACAGUUUAUUGAACUAAAUGAGAAAUAUUGUCAAAAUAAAUCUGUAUCGCUAUUAUUAUCUUUCCACUCCUAUGGUCAAAGUCACCGUGUUGAUGGUAGCCCAGAGGCAGAUAGAAGGGUAGCCGUCCUGGUCCAGGUUUGGUAUUGGUCAUUCAUGCUCCACCGGCUCCCAGAGCAGCUGGGCUGUUGCUGUGCUCUCGUGCUAGCUGUGCCGCGCUGCACAGUGAGUGAGAGAUGGACCGCUUCCUGGGUUUUGUCAAGGCGAUAAGAAGAUCUAGGAGAAGAAAGGGGAAAAAGUACCGACCAGAAGAGGAUUACCACGAGGGCUAUGAGGAUGUCUAUUAUUACGCUUCAGAGCAUUUUCGAAAUGAGAGUCCCUACACUAAAUCCGCCAGCCAGACAAAGCCGCCUGAUGGAGCAUUGGCUGUGAGGAGACAGAGCAUCCCAGAGGAAUUCAAGGGCUCCACAGUUGUUGAGCUGAUGAAGAAGGAAGGCACUACCCUGGGUCUGACGGUAUCGGGAGGAAUUGAUAAGGACGGCAAGCCAAGGGUGUCUAAUCUGCGGCAAGGAGGAAUUGCUGCUAGAAGUGACCAGCUGGAUGUAGGUGACUACAUCAAAGCAGUGAAUGGAAUCAACCUGGCCAAAUUCCGCCAUGAUGAGAUCAUCAGCUUGCUGAAGAAUGUGGGAGAAAGAGUGGUUCUUGAAGUAGAAUAUGAGCUUCCGCCAGUCUCUGUGCAAGGAUCAAGUGUUAUUUUCCGAACAGUGGAGGUCACAUUACAUAAAGAAGGCAAUACCUUUGGUUUUGUAAUACGAGGGGGAGCACAUGAUGAUAGAAAUAAAUCUCGUCCAGUUGUGAUAACAUGUGUUCGUCCUGGAGGGCCUGCUGACAGAGAGGGCACGAUCAAACCUGGUGACAGGUUGCUCAGUGUGGAUGGAAUUCGGCUUCUUGGAACCACACAUGCUGAAGCCAUGAGUAUUCUUAAACAAUGUGGACAAGAAGCAACACUGCUGAUAGAAUAUGAUGUCUCAGUAAUGGAUUCUGUGGCAACAGCAUCUGGGCCACUACUAGUCGAAGUUGCCAAAACUCCUGGUGCCAGCCUUGGGGUUGCCCUAACUACCUCGAUGUGCUGUAACAAACAAGUCAUUGUCAUAGACAAAAUCAAAUCUGCAAGUAUUGCAGACAGAUGUGGCGCACUGCACGUGGGAGAUCACAUCCUCUCCAUCGACGGAACCAGCAUGGAGUACUGUACACUCGCAGAAGCAACCCAGUUCCUGGCCAACACCACUGACCAGGUCAAGCUUGAGAUCCUUCCCCAUCAUCAGACCCGGCUGGCCCUAAAGGGGCCCGACCAUGUGAAAAUUCAGAGGAGCGACAGGCAACUGACCUGGGAUUCAUGGGCCAGCAACCACAGCAGUCUUCACACCAACCAUCACUAUAACACCUACCACCCUGACCAUUGCAGAGUACCAGCCCUGACAUUCCCGAAAGCACCUCCUCCAAACAGCCCUCCAGCUUUGGUGUCUUCAUCCUUCUCUCCUACCUCCAUGAGUGCAUACAGCCUGAGUUCCCUGAAUAUGGGGACUCUACCCCGAAGCCUCUACUCCACCAGCCCACGUGGAACCAUGAUGAGGAGGAGACUGAAAAAGAAAGACUUCAAAAGCUCACUGUCCUUAGCCUCUAGCACAGUGGGAUUGGCUGGGCAGGUUGUUCAUACAGAAACCACAGAGGUUGUGCUGACAGCAGAUCCUGUCACAGGAUUUGGGAUCCAACUGCAGGGCAGCGUCUUUGCCACAGAAACGCUCUCUUCUCCACCUCUGAUUUCCUAUAUUGAAGCUGACAGCCCAGCAGAGAGAUGUGGGGUGCUACAGAUUGGAGACAGAGUGAUGGCCAUCAAUGGAAUUCCAACAGAAGACAGCACCUUUGAAGAAGCCAAUCAGCUCCUCCGAGACUCUUCAAUCACGAGCAAGGUCACGCUGGAAAUCGAGUUUGAUGUUGCAGAGUCUGUCAUCCCAAGUAGUGGAACAUUUCAUGUAAAGCUCCCUAAGAAACACAAUGUGGAACUUGGAAUAACCAUAAGUUCACCAUCCAGUAGAAAACCAGGAGACCCCCUCGUCAUUUCAGAUAUCAAGAAAGGGAGUGUGGCACACAGAACUGGGACCCUGGAACUUGGGGAUAAAUUACUCGCGAUAGAUAAUAUCCGGCUGGACAGCUGUUCCAUGGAAGAUGCAGUUCAGAUCCUCCAGCAAUGUGAAGACCUGGUGAAGCUCAAAAUCCGCAAAGAUGAAGAUAAUUCAGAUGAGCAAGAAAGUUCCGGAGCGAUUAUUUACACCGUGGAGCUUAAACGCUAUGGGGGGCCCCUUGGCAUCACAAUUUCAGGAACUGAAGAGCCAUUUGAUCCUAUAAUCAUUUCAAGCCUCACUAAAGGGGGAUUAGCUGAAAGAACUGGCGCAAUCCACAUAGGAGACCGAAUCCUAGCCAUCAACAGCAGCAGCUUGAAAGGGAAGCCUCUGAGUGAAGCCAUCCAUUUGUUACAGAUGGCAGGAGAGACUGUCACCUUGAAAAUUAAGAAACAAACAGAUGCCCAGUCGGCAUCAAGCCCCAAGAAGUUCCCCAUUUCUAGCCAUUUGAGUGACCUGGGGGAUGUGGAGGAGGACUCCUCGCCAGCACAGAAGCCAGGCAAGCUCUCUGAUACGUACCCCUCCACAGUGCCAAGUGUGGACAGUGCUGUGGAUUCAUGGGAUGGGUCUGCAAUAGACACCAGCUAUGGAAAUCAAGGCACUAGUUUUCAGGCCUCAGGAUACAAUUUCAACACAUAUGACUGGAGGAGUCCAAAACAAAGAGGCAGCUUGUCCCCGGUAACUAAGCCUCGAAGCCAGACUUACCCAGAUGUGGGGCUAAGUAAUGAAGACUGGGACCGGUCCACAGUCAGUGGUUUUGCAGGGGCUGCCGAUAGUGCAGAGACAGAACAAGAGGAGAACUUCUGGUCUCAAGCGCUGGAAGAUUUGGAAACCUGCGGACAGUCGGGAAUUCUGAGAGAACUGGAGGAGAAAGCUGACAGGCGUGUGUCUUUGAGAAACAUGACUCUCUUGGCAACAAUCAUGUCUGGGAGCACGAUGAGUUUGAAUCAUGAGGCUCCAACACCUCGCAGUCAGCUGGGGCGACAGGCCAGCUUCCAGGAGCGCAGCAGCUCGCGGCCACACUACAGCCAAACAACUCGGAGCAACACCCUGCCCUCAGAUGUGGGUAGGAAGUCAGUAACCCUGAGAAAAAUGAAACAAGAAAUAAAAGAGAUCAUGUCCCCAACUCCUGUGGAGCUGCAUAAGGUGACCUUGUACAAGGACUCUGACAUGGAGGACUUUGGGUUCAGUGUAGCGGAUGGCUUGCUGGAGAAAGGAGUGUAUGUCAAAAAUAUUCGCCCAGCUGGGCCAGGAGAUCUUGGUGGCUUAAAGCCCUAUGACAGGCUCUUACAGGUGAAUCACGUCCGAACCAGAGACUUUGACUGCUGCCUUGUUGUGCCCCUCAUAGCAGAAUCCGGGAAUAAGCUGGACCUGGUUAUUAGUAGAAACCCGUUGGCUUCACAGAAGUCUAUAGAACAACAGAGUCUACCAGGAGACUGGAGUGAACAGAACAGUGCUUUUUUCCAGCAGCCUAGCCAUGGUGGUAAUUUGGAGACACGAGAACCCACUAAUACAUUAUAGCAACGCUUUUUAUAAAGCAGGACAAAAGACAAUAUCUACAUGGUGCUAAAAAUACCUUUAAGAUUUCUGUGACAUUUGAAGCACAGAUGAUCACAUGGCAUUAACCGCAAGCACAGGGGUCUUUUAAAUCUCUCAUGGCUCAUGUUCACUUCCCUUUUCAAGUUGAAGAGGUUUCUUUUUUGGUGACCACUAUGGUCUAUGGCGGGCAAUGCCCUGCCAGGCCCAAUGGUAGAGAAAAAUAGGCCGCCCCCCAACCCUACAAUGAACAUCAGAGGAAAUUUUUUACAAGUUCAUCUUACUAUCACUUUUUAAAAAGAGAAACAUCUGUUUGAAAAUAUUCUCUAUGAUGAUUUCCUUAAUUCACUUUGAAAUCGGUUUCUUACUAUGAAGUCGUUAAUGUAAGAACUUGACCAACAAGGCUUUUCUUCUCAUAAGCUGGCUCUAGGGGAAUGAGUGUUUGGUAAACUGCUGGGACUGCCACAGUGGGAGGGGUACAGGUAUAAAAUUAAGUUAUCUUAAAAUGUUUCAGCAAUGAUGCACGUAGGAGACCAUAAUAGGUGGUGGUAACUGUUUUGCUGAAGUAUAGGAAUGAUUUUAACUAAGAUGUAUGCUAUUCCCUAUGCAACAAAUUAUCAAACAGGAUAUGUCUUGUGACCUGUUUUUUUUUUUUAAGGACACAUUUUUAAUAGCUGAAAAUCUCUGAUAAUGAAUUAGAGUGUGUAGUAAACACGAGAAUUAGCUAUAUUACCUUAUUUUUUAAAUUCAAGACUAAGAACUUAAGAGAGAAUGAAGAGUCUAUUAAAAUGAGGUUCCUCUUAAUGAUAGGCAAAUCAAACUCAUACUGCUUGAUAUGUUUUUGAAAACUGGUAAUAUUGAGGGUGUACAGCACAUGUACUUAAAAAUGACACUGGACUAUCUUUUGUUCUGAGCCAUGCCACUUACUGAAAUUGUAAAUACAUUUUUCACAAAUGCAUUGCCAAUUAUUACCAUCCCUCAAAGCAAUAAAUUGUGACAGUUGCUUUAAAUGUUUGUCAGCAACUGUUUUCAUUUGUUCAGAUAUUUUGAAUAGCUACACUAAUAACUGUUAUUUGGUGAAUAUAAAAAAAUAGAUCUGUAUAUUGAUGGUAGACUCUCCAUAUUGAAAUGAUUAUUUUCCAAACAUUUUCAUUUUGGUCAAUAAUUCAAACUUUACCACUUAGGCAAAGCAUUCAAACACUGUGUCCUUUGUUGUUUAAGAAAAAAAAAAUCACCUUUCUUUUUGUGCAAAAAAAUAUUUAUUUCAAUCACAUUUCAGAACCGCCAGGGCAGGAAGGUAUAAAGCAGAAUCAUGUUAAGAAAAAAGAUCAUGAGUCACUUAAAUAUGUAUUUUUAUUUGUAACAAGUAUUAAACUGUAAAGUAUUUUUGUACAAAUUUAAUACUUUAAUAGCAUGGUAUUUAUCGUCUAUGUAUGGUUUUGGGGAAUUCAAAUUGUUCAAAUAUUUGUAUGGAAAAAAAAAAACCCUCUACCAAAUGGAAUAAACAGUGAUUUUAAAAAGCCAAA